Molecule: messenger RNA, 708 nt
Organism: Exophiala aquamarina CBS 119918
Lineage: Eukaryota; Fungi; Ascomycota; Eurotiomycetes; Chaetothyriales; Herpotrichiellaceae
Exons: 1
Coding region: 1-708 (235 amino acids)
Source: RefSeq, a predicted model, not a curated record
AUGGCAGCGCCAACAGCAACAGGCGGUCCACCAGAUCCGGCAGCUGUGAAAAGCCGAAUCAUCACACACAUGAACGCAGACCACCAGUUGUCACUGCGCCUGUACCUGCAGCGGUACUGCCACAUCCCAUCAGGCGGAACCGUGCAAGCCAGCAUGGAAGACAUCACCAACGAACACAUGAUCCUGAAGUCAUCGUUCGGGCGGCACGUGGUUCCCUUGGACCCGCCGAUGGAAUCGCUCAUGCAGGCGCGCGAGAGGCUCGUCGCCAUGCAUCAGGACUGCCUUGAUGAACUCGACCUCAGCGACAUCGUCGUUGAUGGUUACAAGCUUCCAACCUCCGUAUUCCAGUGGGCCCUUGCCGGCUUGGUCAUCUUGAUCACGACUUCGUUCCCUUUCCGUGAGAGUCUGCAGCCCGAGUCCGGGAGUGUCAUCUACAAGAUCUGGUCUCUCGACGGUCGGGUGCCCGGUCUGGCACAGCUAAGCUACAUUCUUGCGCCUGCGGUCCUGUGGUUCAUCGGUCUCGUGCACUGUGGUGAGACCCUGUACUUGGCGAGAACACGGUUGAGAAAGCAUUGGGUCGAGACCUUCAGCGGGAUUUGGUGGUUGUGGGUCGGUGAGUGUAUGCUUGUAGGCUUCGGAGCUAUUCAGCGCGUGGACGCCAUGGUCAAGGCCAAGGAGAGUGCAAAGGGUGGGAAGGCACAGCAUUGA